Molecule: messenger RNA, 510 nt
Organism: Fomitiporia mediterranea MF3/22
Lineage: Eukaryota; Fungi; Basidiomycota; Agaricomycetes; Hymenochaetales; Hymenochaetaceae
Exons: 3
Source: RefSeq, a predicted model, not a curated record
GCACAUGCGUUUGAGAUCAUUAAAAAUGGUACUUACACGCUUGCUGUUCGCUCGCUGGCUCGUAAACUCGUUAGCUAUGGCUGUCCGAUCAAGAACACGGGCGAAAUCCUUGGUUUGUUCUUCAAGAUCCUCUGUCCGUCAUCGAAGAAAGAAAUUAGAGGGCCGAGUCCACGAACAGUAGGGAGGGCACUCACUGAGGGAGGCAUUGCCUCGGAAAUCCAGUUGGGAUUCGAGCUUAGAAACACGCAGGGUAAUGGUGACGGAACGACGAAUAAAAAUCAAAAUUUCGAGUCGAUGCACAUAAAUCUCACCGCACCAAAGGAAUACACUUCCGACGUUACUGAGAAAGCCCUUGAGGAAGUCGAGCACAAAGUACGAUUUGCUGGGGUUCGUAUGUCAGGAAAUCAUCGCGCUGAGACACAGAAGAACGGAGACAUUGCUUGCCUCGAGAACGCCGUCGAAGCCUUCAACAAUAGUCCUCUGGGAAGGCAGUUAAUGCCUUCUUCGUCC